CAUUGGGCUCGAAAAAUGGAACCUUUUGUGUCAAGGUACUGCUUUCUUUCCUUCUUCGUCUUCACCAUUUUCGUUUCUCUUAUCCCGGUUGUCAGAUCAGGGGAUGCAGAGGCACUUUUGGCCCUGAAAUCGUCCAUUGAUCCUUUCAACUCAUUGCCAUGGAAAGGGACCAAUGUAUGUGCAUGGAAAGGAAUCAAGGAAUGCUUAAACGGACGAGUUACAAAACUUGUUUUGGAACACUUAAACUUAACUGGUUCCUUAGAUGAACAGAGCUUGAACCGGUUGGAUCAAAUUCGGGUUCUCAGUUUCAAAAGCAACUCCAUUUCCGGCCAAAUCCCUGACCUUUCCGGCUUAGUCAAUCUCAAAUCCCUUUUUCUCAACGACAACAACUUCACCGGCGAAUUCCCAGAAUCCAUUACGAGCUUACAUCGGUUGAAAACCAUUGUUUUGUCCGGUAACCGAAUCACGGGUCGAAUUCCUGCUUCUUUACUCAACCUCAAAAGAUUGUACACUCUUUACUUGCAAGACAAUGAGUUCAAAGGUGCAAUUCCAGCUUUGAACCAAACCGGUCUUAGAUUCUUCAAUGUUUCAAACAACCAACUCCACGGUCAAAUCCCUGUGACCUCAGCUCUGGUUCGGUUCAACAUUUCUUCGUUUUCUGGUAACAUUGAUCUUUGCGGCGAACAGAUUGAAAACCCAUGUCGAACGAUCAAUUUCGGACCGGCAAUGAGUCCCAUUUACCCCAAUGUGUCGAGUCCCAAAUCGAGAAAGCAUUCCAACUUGAUCAAGAUUAUAAUAGGAAGCGUUGCAGGCGGGUUUUCUCUGCUACUUAUUUGUGUGUUUUUGGUUUGUUUUGCUUGCAAAGGGGGAAGAAAGGGAAAGGAUGUUAAAAGCAAAGGGGUUGCUAAUGUGGAAGGGAUGGAAGGAGAAGAGGCGGUGAGCGGCGGCGGUGGAGGGAGUGGUGGCAUGGGAAGUAAUAACAGUGGGAAACAAGGGGGGUUUUGGGAGAGUGAGGGUCUAGGGAGUUUGGUGUUCUUGGGCACAGGCGAUCAGCAAAUGAAUUACAGCUUAGAAGAUCUGCUGAAGGCAUCGGCGGAGACAUUGGGGAGGGGUACGAUGGGGAGUACGUACAAAGCGGUGAUGGAAUCCGGGUUCAUCGUGACCGUGAAAAGGUUGAAAGAUGCUAGAUAUCCGAGAUUAGAGGAGUUUAAGAGACACGUGGAUUUGAUCGGACGGCUCAGACAUCCUAACUUGGUCCCGCUUAGAGCUUAUUUCCAAGCCAAAGAGGAACGCUUGCUCGUGUACGAUUAUUUCCCCAACGGAAGCCUCUAUUCUCUCAUCCACGGAACGAGAAAUUGUGGUAGUGGAAAGCCUCUUCAUUGGACAUCAUGUCUGAAAAUAGCUGAGGAUUUGGCUACUGGAUUGCUUUAUAUUCACCAAAAUCCAGGCCUAACUCACGGGAAUUUGAAAUCCUCUAAUGUGUUACUAGGUCCUGAUUUCGAAUCUUGCCUCACAGAUUACGGUCUCACUAUGUUCCGAGAUACCGACUCAGUCGGAGAACCUAGUGCCGCUACAUUUUACUACAAGGCACCCGAAUGCAGGGACAUCCGGAAAUCGUCGACUCAACCGGCUGAUGUUUACAGCUUUGGUGUCCUUCUCCUGGAGCUCUUAACAGGCAAAACUCCAUUCCAGGACCUUGUACAAGAACACGGUUUGGAUAUUCCUGCAUGGGUACGGACGGUCCGAGAAGAAGAGACUGAGUCCGGCGAUGAGCCUAACUCUGGUAACGAAGCAUCCGAAGGGAAGCUUCAAGCUCUCUUGAACGUUGCAAUGACCUGCAUUGCGAUUGCACCGGAUAACCGGCCUGCAAUGAGGGAAGUUUUGAAGAUGAUAAAAGAUGUGAGGGCCGAGGCUCAUGUAUCGUCAAACAGUAGCGAUCAUUCCCCGGGACGGUGGUCGGACACUGUUCAGAGCUUGCCUAGAGAGGAACAUCUAAGCAUAUAAAAAAAGGCUGUGACAGCUUAGAUUUGGUAGGCCAUUGAAUUUAGUUAUGUAUUUUUUUCCCAUUUAAACUAUUCUUCAACCAUUUAGAAUUGUAAUGUAAAGUCUUUUACUAUUUUUUUAAUUGCAUGUUUAGAAUGUUAAAGCUACUUUCAUGGUGGGAAUAGUUUUAUUUAUUGAACUU
Hibiscus syriacus is the source of this 2185-nucleotide messenger RNA. RefSeq names its product inactive leucine-rich repeat receptor-like serine/threonine-protein kinase At1g60630. The record is from RefSeq and is a predicted model, not a curated record. Lineage: Eukaryota; Viridiplantae; Streptophyta; Magnoliopsida; Malvales; Malvaceae. Gene Ontology annotation, biological process: protein phosphorylation. Gene Ontology annotation, molecular function: ATP binding; protein binding; protein kinase activity. The coding region runs from base 16 to 2004 and encodes 662 amino acids. The transcript is spliced from 2 exons.